Dracunculus medinensis (Guinea worm) is the source of this 759-nucleotide messenger RNA. NCBI's taxonomy places the organism in Eukaryota, Metazoa, Nematoda, Chromadorea, Rhabditida, Dracunculidae. The record is from the annotation of a GenBank genome assembly.
AUGGUAAAAGCAAAGGGGAAGCGCGUUCCACGUUUGCGGCGCAACUAUCAGUUAGCUCCUGGAGUCAUGCGAUUUUCAUCUUCAAGAAUGUAUUCGAAAAGAGGUCUUUUUAUCCGCAAACGAUAUCCUGUUGUUGUUAAAACUAUUGAAAAAAAGAAAAAAUUUGUGGUAAAGCCGAUUGGUGGGGAGAAGAAUGGAGGUGAACGUAAAGUACCCAUAAAAAAGAAACCCAGAUUUUUACCCGAACGCGAAUAUGUUAGAAAGACUCGCCACAACAGAACGAAGAAAGUACCUCUUCGAUCUUCGAUUAAGCCGGGCACUAUUCUUAUUAUAUUAGUUGGCCGCCAUAAGGGCAAACGUGUUAUUUUUCUUAAGCAGCUCCCUAAAUCAGGGUUGUUGCUUGUUACUGGUCCUCUUAAAAUCAAUUCAAUGCCACUUCGUCGAAUCGCUCAAGCCUUUGUAAUUGCAACAAAAACAAGUUUGGACAUAACGGGCUUACAAAUUCCGGAGCAUAUUAAUGAUGAUUAUUUCCGGAGAAUCAAUAGGAAGAAAGAGGCGAAGAAAGGUGAUACGAAUAUUUUCGCACAAGGAACUGAGGAAUAUAAAGUGUCAGAAAUUCGGAAGGCUGAUCAAAAACAAGUUGAUAAACAAAUAUUAGAAAUAAUCCGCAAACAUCCUGAACAUAAAUUUAUGUUUGGUUACUUAGGUUCCAAAUUUUCAUUGGCAAAGAACCAGUAUCCUCACCAAAUGAUAUUUUAA